This is a messenger RNA of Oncorhynchus nerka (sockeye salmon), 1781 nucleotides long. RefSeq names its product Krueppel-like factor 5. The record is from RefSeq and is a predicted model, not a curated record. Lineage: Eukaryota; Metazoa; Chordata; Actinopteri; Salmoniformes; Salmonidae. Gene Ontology annotation, molecular function: RNA polymerase II cis-regulatory region sequence-specific DNA binding; DNA-binding transcription factor activity, RNA polymerase II-specific. The coding region runs from base 273 to 1781 and encodes 502 amino acids. The transcript has 4 exons. Gene Ontology annotation, biological process: regulation of transcription by RNA polymerase II.
CCACGCCCGCCUCGCUUCCUCUCAUCGCAUGAGUUGACAUGGAUAGAAAAGAGCAGAAGCUUUGAACUAUCCCAACAGACUCCCGUCCUACCGAACCGAGACAAGUGGAGUGGAUAACCCAGUCAGACGAGAUCGCUAAUUAGACUACACACAGACUCGAAUACAUCGCUACAGUCGGUCCUCUCGUGCACCGUCCCGUUUCAUCUGUCGUUAUUAUAUGAUUAUUAUUGCGGCCGCUCGCACCUUGUUAUUCCGGUGGGGAGUAAAUUUAUAUGGCCGCGACGCUGAUCACGAUGAGCGCUGGGACCGGGCAGGACGAGAUGUUCUACACCCUGCUCAAGCCCAUGCUUUCGGAAGGCUUCCCGGCCGAGGAGUCGGCUCUGUUCGGUUUCGAUACCAAGAACCUACUGACGGAAAGGAGUGGACAGAGUGAAUACGCGCACCAGACAGGGAAGAGUGAGCUGGAUAAGUACCUCUCCCCCCAGACGCCUCUCCUGAUGCCCCAUCCUGACCCUUCAGAGCAGAACAAGUCUCGGCGGGACAGUGCCUCUGUGAUGGAUCACUUCUUUGGCGACGACCAGGGUGGAUCUCCUUACAGCAUCAACAUGAACGUCUUCCUGCCCGACCUGGCCUACCUGAGGAUGGGCUUGUGUCGGCCGGCACGCCCAGGGCCUGGGGGUAACGGCGGAGGCAUGGGCCAGCAGGUCAAAACAGAACCCCCGUCCUCCUCUCCCUUCGCCCAUCCUCACCCUCACUGCCCCAGCAGUAGCGUCCACAGUAACAGCAUCAGCCUUUCCACGGUAACGUCGGUGUCUUCUUCUUCUUCUUCUUCGUUACCAGAGUUCACUAGUGUGUUCAGCCCGUCGGGUGGUGGUGACCCGACCUCUGACGCCGUGGCAACGGGAGGUUCUGUUUACGUGAAGGAGGAGCUGGGGUCGUUCGAUCUGCCUCACGACGACUCUCUGUUCCAGCUGCUCUCUGCGGAGCUGGACUCCGCCCCUCUCGCGCCCAUGCAUCACCACGGCAACAAUGCUCAUCACCGGGCGGGGCAGCAUCACGGAGGUUCCGGUCCCUCGCCCGUCAUGCACACCUUCCACGACCUACACUUAGCCGCCCAGGCCCAGCAGCAACACCAACAACUACAGAGUGCCAAGGAAAGCUACUGUGGUGGGCUGCACAGCGUGGGAGGGGCCUACCCUCACCCUCACUUCCUCCAGCAGCCCCAGCACCAUCAGGCCAAGGCCCCCUACCUGCCCCCCUCUCCUCCCAGCUCGGAGCCCAGCUCCCCAGAUCGUCAGAAGGACCUCCUUCAGAAUCUCUCGCCUCCCCCUUCAUAUGCCGCCACUAUCGCCUCCAAGCUGGGAGUGAGCGUCUCCCCCAGUCUUUCCCCCACCGGUGUGGCUCGGCCCUCAGCCUCAAGUCUAACUCCAACCCCAGGCUGCGGCCCAGCUCCAAGCCUGAACCAGUCCAUGCAGGUCCGCUACAACCGCAGGACCAACCCAGACCUGGAGAAGAGGAGGAUACACCACUGUGACUUCCCAGGAUGCAAGAAAGUGUACACCAAGUCUUCCCAUCUGAAAGCCCACCUGAGGACCCACACUGGUGAGAAGCCGUACAGGUGUUCGUGGGAUGGAUGUGACUGGCGUUUCGCCCGUUCUGAUGAGUUGACUCGUCACUUCAGGAAACACACAGGGGCCAAACCGUUCCAAUGCUCUGUCUGCUCUCGCUCCUUCUCCCGAUCGGAUCACCUGGCCCUGCAUAUGAAGAGGCACCAGAACUAA